GUAAAGAUAUCGCACGUUAAGAGACGUAAUAGCGGGCGGAUCAAGCUGGGGCAUUUCGCUUGUGAUCGCCUCACGAAUUACGCGCAGCAAGCUGGAGCAUAUGACCGGGGCGGCGCUUUGUUAGGAAACGGCCUAAGCGUUGAGGAAACAUGGAAUGUGAUUGCAAACCGGACAGCCCAUGUACGACGAGUUCAAGUUGCGGAGAAGAGUCUAAGAUUGAAUCAUCUGUCAAAGGUCUGUGGAUAGAUGCCAACACUCUGUUAACAGGAUUGAUUUCAGUUGCAGGAUAUCUUCUCUUCAGAUGCUCACAGGCCCUACCAGGAUUGUUUAGAUGGCCAAUUCGCAUCAUAUGUUCUCUAACUGGCAUUUCAUCUUUAUGGAGCUGGUUGACAAAUCUUCUAAAAGCUGUUCGUGGGCUCAAGACACUAUUCCAUUGGUUUGGUCGCAUAUGGCACUUCUUUGUUGCACUACUCGCAAAAUUUAGCUGGGUGCCAGCUCUCGUCAAAGCCAUUGCAGGUGUACUUACAUCAAUAAAGCAAGGGCUGGAAUUUUUAUUGAAUUUAAAGCAACGUGUAAAAGGGCCAUUUAAAAACAGAGAGGCUAAAGCACAAAACAUCAACAGUCCACUUCCUAGCCCUAAAUAUGAUGACCAGGGUUUGCGACUCAUUGUGGUCGGGCCACAGGGGAAAAGCCGGCUCUCGCUGGUCAGCAUUCUGCUCGGCUCCAGCACCUCCCUGAAACAGAGAGACGCUCAGGAGUGCAAGAGGUGGAGAACAAAGAUAGAUGGGAGAGAGGUGACAGUGGUGGACACCCCAGACUUACUGGGCAAAAGCCUGGAGACGGCUCAGAGGGCCCGAGAGGCCUUACGCAGUCUUCAGCUGGCCAGCCCUGGCCCGCAUGCCUUCCUGCUGGCCCUGCAGUGCCCCGGCUCAAAGGCCAGAGGCGACUUAAGUGACACAGUAAAUGUCUUGCAUGCCUUAGAGGAACUUGUGGGCGAAGGGGGCCUGAUUCAUGUGCUGGUGGUGCUCCUCACCCAAGCCGAGAGUUUGGGUGGACGGGGGGCGCGCACCCUGUCUCAGCUUCUGGAGGAGGACGCAGGGGACCUCAGGGAGGCGCUGGCCAUGUGCGGCCAGAGGGCUGAGCUGGUGGGCGACGGGGGGGAUGCAGCCCCAGGGCUGCUGGAGAGGGUGGUGGAGAUGAGGGCCCUGCAGGGCCACUACGUCCACGAGCUCCAGCGCAGGGAGGAGCGCAUCAGGGAGGAGCUGCUGGCUGACAUGGCCCACAUCCUCACACAGAAACUCGAGGGACACUGGGGCUGAGAGCAGAGAUACAAGGCCCUGUCAGACAAACAAGGCUCAUGAGAUUCUGACCUGUGUAGUUGAUUUGGGCUGUUUGAGUGUGACUACAAGCUAACUGUUAAAGGAGAAUUCCAGUGUGUUAUUGAUCUAAAGUGUGUUGAAACAUGAUACCGAGUGUGAACAUAUGUCUCAUAGCUCACCUUGGCAUGUCCCCUGAUCCCUUAUCUGAUCCCUUAUCAUACCUGUUCGUUCGUACUCAUCGCUCGACUUAUCGUGACUAAAUUCAAGAAGGCGUCGAAUGGUAAAAUUCCUAGAGGUACUGUCGGUAUAAAUCGUCUUGUAAAUAAACUACCAGUGCUUUUUCAAAGUUCUCCAUGUCUCGUUUAAAUGUCAAGGC
Molecule: messenger RNA, 1695 nt
Organism: Alosa alosa (allis shad)
Lineage: Eukaryota; Metazoa; Chordata; Actinopteri; Clupeiformes; Clupeidae
Product: GTPase IMAP family member 4-like
Exons: 8
Coding region: 150-1319 (389 amino acids)
Molecular function (GO): GTP binding
Source: RefSeq, a predicted model, not a curated record